Molecule: messenger RNA, 598 nt
Organism: Lepus europaeus (European hare)
Lineage: Eukaryota; Metazoa; Chordata; Mammalia; Lagomorpha; Leporidae
Gene: PSMG3
Product: proteasome assembly chaperone 3
Exons: 3
Coding region: 62-430 (122 amino acids)
Biological process (GO): proteasome assembly
Source: RefSeq, a predicted model, not a curated record
CGGCGCGCCGGGCCGCAGGUGCAGACUGCGGGUCCGCUUCCCGGGCGGACGCCGGCCGGCCAUGGAGGGCAAGCCGAUGGUGGUGUCCAAGCAGAAGACGGACGUGGUGUGCGGGGUCCCCACGCAGGUGGUCUGCACCGCCUUCGCCAGCCACAUCCUGGUGGUCGUGACCCAGUUCGGGAAGAUGGGCACGCUGGUCAGCCUGGAGCCCAGCAGCGUGGCCGGCGACCUCGGCAGGCCCGUGGUCUCCACGAGGGUGCUCCUCGGGCAGGACGAGCCUCUCAUCCACGUCUUCGCGAAGAACCUGGUGGCGUUCGUGUCUCAGGAGGCCGGGAACAGGGCCGUGCUGCUGGCCGUGGCCGUGAAAGACAAGAGCCUGGCGGGGCUGCAGGCCUUGAAGGCGCUGAUCCGGCUCUGCCAGGUGUGGUGACCGCGGCUGGACUCCGGCGGCUCGGACGCUGAAGGGGGCGGAGGGCCGGCCCCUGCCCUGGCUGCGGACCCCGGCCCGGGCGCAGGGCCGGCCUGGCGCUGCCCCUCCCACGGGGUGCCGGACCCCUCGCAGGAUAUUUUUCUAAAUUAAAAGUAAACAUUUCCCAGA